Messenger RNA from Penicillium paradoxum, 1509 nucleotides. RefSeq names its product F-box protein. Lineage: Eukaryota; Fungi; Ascomycota; Eurotiomycetes; Eurotiales; Aspergillaceae. The transcript is spliced from 2 exons. The record is from RefSeq and is a predicted model, not a curated record. Gene Ontology annotation, molecular function: protein binding. The coding region runs from base 1 to 1509 and encodes 502 amino acids.
AUGUCGUUUCUCGCUCUACCCCUCGAGAUACAUCAACGGAUUCUCUCAUAUCUUCUUUCCCACCGCGAUGUGGCCGCCCUCUCAAUCCAAUGUCGCACCCUGCACGCCAUGUGUGACAUGGCAAUGCGCAAAAAGUACCACCGAAUUAGGGUUUCCUUGGGUGAAGAGAAUGUUGGAAAUGCAUUUGAACUCCUGAUGGAUAUCUUGAGGCGGCCUAGAUUAGGACAGUACGUGAGCUGCAUCGAAUGCUGCCCGCCUGUCCGCUGGCAUAAGGACUGGGAGGAAGUCGAGUACCAGAGAGAUUUGAGCAAAGAGGAUAUGAGCCUCGUGCGGAGAGCAGUCAGGAUAGGCGGCUUCACAGGCCCUAAAGAGGAACGAGUCGUCAAUAUGCUUAUGCAGAGGAGCGAAAUACCUAGACCCAUAUUUGGCGACGACAGGUUGAAUAAAACUCGCUGGACUUUCAUCAGUCAAGCUUUGACUGCCAUAUUGGCUGUGGUAUCACCGAAUCUUGUAUCAAUGACCAUGACCACUGCCUUUAUUGGCCAUUCAGACAUCGAAUUUCCACUUUUCAAGCUUCUUGAACAGGCCAAUGCCAGCCCCGAGGAAAAGCCAUAUCUCCGCAACCUGCGCAGCAUUUACUUACUCAACAAGAGCGGUAGUUCCAUGGACGAUGGUCGUUUCUACUGCCGAAUGAUCUUCUACGACGCUUUGAAUCUAUUUGAUAAUCUUCUCUCCAUUGAAUCAGUACGAGCUGAUAUAAUAGAGAUGGAGGAUAUAGAAGCAAUUGAGUACAAAGAUCAAUGUUCCAACAUCAGCCGGGUCUCUAUCCUCCAUUCAUCGGUAUCUUCUACUUACCUGGCACGAGUGAUAUGGUCAUGCAAGAUCCUCACGGAGUUCCGCUAUUCCAUCGGAGGAAGAGACAGCGAAGAAGGAGGAUAUUUACACUUCAAUCCCAAAACAUUCAUCAAAACAAUUUGCCGAAACAAGGAAACACUGGAAAUCCUUGAUGUCGACGUGGAACAUCAAAUUCAUGAAUUCAACAUCGGGGACGAGGAAUGGAGAGAGCUUCAGUAUAACGAACACGGGGGUCCCUUUGAAGAAGAUAUUGAUGAAGAUGAAGCUGCAUUCCUCAGAUCGAUAUGGACACAUGGCGGAUCACUGAAAGAAUUCGUGGUCUUGAAGCGCUUGAGUUUGGGGAUAAACUUCUUGUUGUAUUUCGCCCGUGGUGUCAGCAAGACAUCCAACGAGACCAAGGAAAAGGUGAAUUUGGUGGAUUGCUUACCAGAUAACCUUGAGUAUCUGUGUGUCCGAGGAUACCAGAAGGGCGAGAAUUCGGAACAUGAUGAACAGAUGGAUGCCCUGAUGGCCUUUUACAAGUCUGGAUCAUCCCAACUCAAAGGGCUCGAGGGAGUCGAGAAAUUGAUACCCAAUGCUGAACCCGUCGAGCACCCAGAUGAUGACAGUCAUUUGCUGUGGUCAUUGAGCGAGCUUGGAUAUGAUAGCGAUUAG